AUGCAUAUUCUCAUCACCGGUGCUGCCGGUUUCAUCGGCCAGCUACUCGCCAAAGAACUCUUGAAUGACUCCGAAUACCGCGUUACCUUGACAGAUAUCCAUCAACCCCCAGUCCCCCAGGGCGUUCGCUACCCCCAGAAUGCAACUUCAGUGAAGGCAGACCUCCUCGUCGGGGCUAAUGAUGUUGUUGACCCCUCUAUCGACGCCGUCUAUGCCUUCCAUGGCAUCAUGUCUUCAGGCUCCGAGGCCAACUUCGACCUGGGCAUGAGCGUGAACGUUGACGCGACCCGCAACCUGCUCGAGGCACUGCGGCAUACCUGCCCCGGGGUGCGGGUGAUCUACGCAUCCAGCCAGGCCGUCUACGGUCAGCCGCUGCCCGAGGUAGUGACUGACAGCGUCAUCCCAACACCCGAGUCCUCGUACGGCGCCGAGAAGAUCAUCUGUGAGACCCUCAUCAAUGAGUAUACCCGUCGCAAGUUCAUCACGGGUUUCACUCUGCGCUUCCCUACUAUCUCAGUUCGUCCGGGUGCGCCUACUGCCGCUGCUUCUUCGUUCCUGUCGGGUAUGGUCCGCGAGCCUCUGGAUGGCAAGGAGUGUGUUAUCCCCAUCGAAGACCGCUCGUUCAAGUCAUGGCUUUGCUCGCCCAAGACUCUUGUUCACAAUCUUCUUGUUACCCUCCGUCUUGACGGUGCCUCUGUUCCUCCGCACAUCCGCCAGAUUAACGUUCCUGGUAUCUGCGUGACCGUCCAGGGAAUGAUGGAUGCGCUGGAGAAGGUGGGUGGCAAGGAUAAGCUGGCUCUGCUUCGGGAGAAGGAAGACCCUGCUCUGGUGCCGAUUCUCAAGUCAUGGCCUACGCAGUUUGAUAACUCCCAGGCUAUUUCGCUGGGAAUGAAGCGUGAUGAGUCGUUUGAAGUGGCCGUGCAGGAUUACAAGGUGCAAUUGGAGAGCUCACGAUCAUGA
Messenger RNA from Penicillium cinerascens, 960 nucleotides. Its product is annotated as SDR family oxidoreductase. The record is from RefSeq and is a predicted model, not a curated record. The coding region runs from base 1 to 960 and encodes 319 amino acids. The transcript has a single exon. Lineage: Eukaryota; Fungi; Ascomycota; Eurotiomycetes; Eurotiales; Aspergillaceae.